Monodelphis domestica (gray short-tailed opossum) is the source of this 7549-nucleotide messenger RNA. It is a transcript of the gene SERINC5, whose product is annotated as serine incorporator 5. The record is from RefSeq and is a predicted model, not a curated record. Gene Ontology annotation, cellular component: membrane. Lineage: Eukaryota; Metazoa; Chordata; Mammalia; Didelphimorphia; Didelphidae.
GGAAGGGGGCGCAUCGCUGCUCAUUGUCUGUCCCGCCUGGGUGGGUGGGUGGGUGGGGGCGGGGCCUGGGGUUGAUCGAGGGGGCGGGGCGCUACGGUGCUUGUUUUUGCUGGGGCUGCCCCGGGAGCCCGGAGCUGCUGUGAUCGCUGGGAGUGGGAGGCGCGUGAAGCUCCGGGUGCUGCGUGUUCGGUCCGCGGGAGCCGGAGCUCGGGAGCUGUAGGGGUAUAGAACGCUGCUCAUCUGCAGUCGCCGCGAUGUCAGCCGCCUGCUGCGCAGGCCAGUUGGCGUGUUGCUGUGGAUAUGCUGGGUGUGCCCUGUGCUGUAAAUGCUGUCCCCGGAUCCGGCAGUCCAGGAGCACUCGCUUCAUGUAUGCAUUCUACUUCAUCCUCAUUUCUCUCAUCUGCUGUAUCAUGAUGUCCAAAACGGUAGCCACAGAGAUGAGGAAACAUAUUCCUUUUUAUGAAGAUAUUUGCAAAGGCAUUAAAGCCGGGGACACUUGUGAGAAGCUGGUGGGCUACUCUGCAGUUUACAGAGUGUGUUUCGGGAUGGCCUGUUUCUUCUUCCUCUUCUGUUUAUUUACAGUCAAGAUUAACAACAGCAAGAGCUGCCGAGCCUACAUUCACAAUGGAUUCUGGUUCUUUAAACUUUUACUCUUGGUGGCCAUGUGCUCAGGAGCAUUCUUCAUUCCAGACCAGGACACAUUCCUGAACGUAUGGCGCUAUGUGGGAGCCGUUGGAGCAUUUGUCUUUAUAGGAAUACAGCUCAUCCUACUUGUGGAGUUUGCACAUAAAUGGAAUAAAAACUGGACCGCAGGGACCGUUCAUAAUAAGAUGUGGUACGCCUUCCUUGCCCUGGUGACUCUUCUCAUGUACACGAUUGCUGUGGGAGCUCUGCUUCUGAUGGCCUGGUUUUACACAUGGGAGGAAGAAUGCUUGCAGAACAAAAUUUUCAUCGGUGUCAAUGGAGGCCUCUGCCUGCUUAUUUCACUGGUAGCCAUCUCGCCCUGUGUACAAAAUCGGCAGCCUCACUCCGGGUUACUGCAGUCGGGACUCAUUAGCUGUUACGUCACCUAUCUCACCUUCUCGGCUCUCUCCAGCAAGCCUGUAGAGACAAUUUUGGAUAAAAACCAGAAGAACAUAACCAUCUGUUCACCUAACUUUGGCCAAGGUCUCUAUAGAGAUGAAAACCUGGUCACGGGGCUGGGUACUGCUCUCCUGUUUGCUUGCAUCUUGUAUUCUUGUUUAACAUCAACGACCCGGUCAAGUUCUGAGGCUCUGAGGGGAAGAUACGCUGCCCCUGAACUGGAAGUAGCUCGUUGCUGUUUUUGCUUUGCUCCAGAUGGAGAAGCAGAUGCUGAGGAACCAGAUGCUCGGAGGGGAGGACAGCAAGUCAUCUAUGAUGAAAAGAAAGGCACGGUCUAUAGCUAUACCUACUUUCAUUUUGUCUUUUUCUUGGCUUCCCUUUAUGUGAUGAUGACAGUCACCAACUGGUUUAACUAUGAAGGUGCCCACAUUGAAAAAUUCUUCAGCGGAAGCACAUCUUUUUUCUGGGUCAAGAUGGCAUCUUGUUGGAUGUGUGUCCUCAUCUAUCUGUGGACCCUCAUAGCCCCUCUCUGCUGCCCUGCCAGAGAAUUCUCCGUAUGAAAGAUCUGAGAGUCCUUCUUUUAUCAAUAACUGUCAGUUAUGUCAGUUGUACCUGUCAGUUUGACCAAUCUGCCAACUAAAAGACUGUAUUUUUAAAAGGUUUUUUAAAAAAGUAAUGAGUAACAUGAGUUAUGAUUGGAGUCCUAAAUAACACCCACGAAGUCCCCCAAACCAGGUUGGCCCAAACUGGGUCAGGAAAAGCACGCAUUCUACCAGAAUGUUCGGGUUAUAUUGAGUUCCUGUCCUUGUGAUAUAAUGAAGGAAACAUACCAGUCAUUAUGGGAAGCAUUUAAAAAAAAAUUUUAGAAGGAAGAAUUGUUUGGAUCUACACUGAUCAUAGAUGAUACACACUAUAUAUAUGCUCUUGACUUCCAUGACCUUUUAUAAUAAGAUGCGGCAGUAAGUCCAAGUUCAACAAAUAUUAAUUAAGUGCCUAUGAUGUGCAAAGCACAAUACUAGGUGCUGGGAUGGGGAAGUUGUUAGGAUAAGAUGCGGUUCCCUACCUUCAAGAGGCUGAUAGUCUAUUAAGUCUCAUUUGACAAAUAUACAAGUAACUGAACUAGAAUACAGGUUUCCAAAAGUAGGAUUCCAAAGGGCUUAGUGGUUUUUUGCAUUUAUUUUCAGGGUUUUUUCCCCCUCCAGAAAUCUGGUUCAGAAAUGUAAAAGUCCUUUAUUAUUUUUUUUCAGCAGACUUUCCUCCCUCCCCCCCAACGGAGAUCAAGGGUUCAGCAUAUUUUUAUAGGGGAAAAAAACAAGUUUCUGUUGUCUGAAAUCCCUAUUCUAUGUACAGAAUGACACUGGGUGGUCUGGAGCUCAGCCUUGGACAGGCCCAGCCUCUGCACCCGAAACACUAAGAUGGCUUGUGUCCUUUGUGAAGUCCUAAGCAUGGUGUUCUGGCCAUAUUCCUCAUUGUUCACAACUUUCUAAUAUUUAGGGAGGGAAGGAGGAAGCGCCUGCUUUCAAGGGAGGUGAAAUCUCUCUUUUGAGGCAGGUGGGAUCUAGUGACUGGAUGCCUUUACACCAAUCCCAGGGCUUUUUUCAGUCCUGUUUCCCUGUGGGUCUUAAAUGUCUUUCCUUCAACUUGUGAUGCUGGAAAUCACAGAUAUAAUUUACUGUCGUCCUUGUCUCUGUGGGCCCCCUAACCCAUCCUCUCCCACCUCUUUGUUAUAAUGUGAAUAAGCACAAUUUGUUGACAAACAUAGUCUCACCUUAUUGUUAUUACUUGAUCAAAGUAUUGCAAUAAUUACAAUGAUUAUUUGUAUUGUUGCACAUGACUUCAAGGUUGUCUUUUUCCUUACCUAAACUGUGGAUAGAUGCUUAGAUAGGUUUUUUUUUUUAAUUGUAAGUACUUUUAAUAACAAUAUUCUUUAAAGGGCUUAUAUCCCAGAAUUAUUUUUUGGCUAAAACCUGCUGAGCAUACCCAUUAGUCUCUGAGUAACUCUUUCCCAACAAAUUUGUUAUUUCUGUGCUUUAAGAGGGCUUUGAUGAAUUUCUAGCUUCGGUCACGUUCUCUAAACUAUUAACGCCUUUGUUGUUUUUCUGGGAUAUCAUGCCCUAAGAGAACCUUGGGACCAGAGUCAAACAGUUCUUUUGUUAAUGUGACUCCUAGACUUAAGAUGGGGAUCCCUUGUGUUUAUGGUCUGAUUGACAUAAAGCAUCCUUGGGCCAUUUUGUGAAAUCAGUGCUUCUCUUAAGUAUUUACUGUGAGAAACUGGACUUCUGGCCAUUGCAUAAGGAAGACUCUUACAAUUAAAUUCAGCUCCAAAUUAAAUUAAAAUCUGUCAUACUCUGCUGAAUAGCCCUAGGUGCUUAAAAUAGAUGUGAUGGAGGAAAUCUACAUUUGGUAUUUCUAGACUUUCCUGAACCAUUCUUGGCUUAGAAAUGAGAGAGGAGUGGGAGCUGAGCAACAUUCAGAAGAGCUUGGGGACAAGGUUCUGUAGAGGUUCAGCCUCAGAGCUUUCUUUCCCCUUCUGUGGGUAGGGAGGAUUUUUUGUGGAGGGAGGGGGGAGAAUUUCUUACUUUCUGUCUUAGAAUUAAUACAGUGUUCCAAGGCAGAAGAGUAGUAAUGCCCAGGCGGGGUGGUGGUGGGGGGUGGUAUGUGACUUGCCCAGAGUCAGACAGCUAAGAAGUAUCUGAAAUCAGAUUUGAACCCAGGACCUCCUAUCUCCAAGUCUAGCUCUCUGGCCCCUGAGCCAUUUAGCUGUCCCUGGGAGGAAAUUCUAAACUGAGCUAAAUGAAAAUAGUUUUUUGCCUAAAGGAUGUAGUAGAUAGUAGAAGUAGUCCACCGUAUGCCAAAUGCUGGGGUUAGAAAAGAGCAUGAAUCUAAUGAUAAUAUAUUCAUUCCAUUCCCCUUCUUCUGGCAUUGUCCUCCAUCUAUAUUUCCCUUUCUUCCUCCCUUAACCCCAUCACUGUCAGUGAUAAUGGAUUGAUAAUUCUACAAGUAUGUGAGUAUAUCACUCAGACACAGAUAUGUGUAUGAUUUAUCUGCACAUGAUACAUACAAUUGUGCAUGUAUUUUAUAUUGGUCAUAGGGUUAAGUUUUUAAAUAGUCAGAUUUUUUUCCUUUGUGAAAUGGUGGGGGAAAAAAAAACAAUUAUCAAUCACCACAGAAAGCACUUUUUUUUUCAUAUUAGAAGCAAGAAUUGUUGGAAUCCACACUAUUUAUGGAUAACAUCAUAUUGUACAUAUGUUUAUGAAUUCUGUCAUAUUUUACUACAAGGGAGUAUCACAAAGAACAGCAGAGAAAAAAGCCCAAUUAACCAUUUGGUGUCAUGACUUGAAGUAAAUAGGUGUAUACUAAUUCUGGAAUCCCUUGCUGUGUCAUAGCUUUGUAGCUUUGCAAAGCAUCCAUGACAAUCGUUGCCAUUAUUAGCAGUUUAGAGAUGCAGUAUUGUCCGGGAGUCAGGGAGUUCCUCUGAUUUGGGGUUGGGUUGGAUGAGCAUUGGGAGGAGCUUUCAGUAGAACUUAGAAAGAUCUGAACUGUUUUUGGAGAAGAUAUGAGUAGGUUUUUGGUGGUGGUGGUAAAGGUUUUACUGUCUGAGGAGAGGGCAUCAUAUUUCUUAGCUUUCCCAUACAUUCUUCCUUUACCUGGGCUCUGUAACUGAGACAGAAUCCAAAUUCAAGGAGUAUCUUGAGACCCUCUAAUUGGCUAGGUUUUACUCAGGUGAGAGAGUGGUUUUCUUCUGCUUCCUAGAGCAUCCACUGGCAAAAAUUCAGGGUACCCAUGACCAAGUACUAUUUCUUUCUUUUUUUUCCCCCUUUAAACCCUUACCUUCCAUCUUGGAGUCAAUACUGUGUAUUGGUUCUAAGACAAAAGAGCAGUAGGGGCUAGGUAAUGGGGGUUAAGUGAUUUGCACAGAGUCAUACAGCUAGGAAGUAUCUGAGGGCAGAUUUGAACCCAGGACCUUUCAUCUCUAGGCUUGGUUCUCAAUCCACUGAGCCACCCAGUUUACCCCCAUCCCCCAAGUACCAUUUCAAAGAGACCAUGGCCCCAGUUUGGAAUUUCCAUCAUCAACCAGUCCAAUUCCAUUCCCAGGUAUAGCUUUCAAAGAUUUGGUAAGUGGCAUAUUACUGUCUUUUAAAAACCUGAAAUACUCAAGUACUGUUUAAUCCUUUCCCCUUUCAUUUUAAAUGUUUCUGCUGAUGCCUAUAAAAUGGGGUGGAUGUGCCCAAAGUACUGGUGACCUAGGGGACAUCUGUGGAAAUCUAUCUUAUUUAUUAUAGUAAUAAGCAAUGCUCAGGUGAUGAUGAUGGGUCAGCGUGUAUGCAUGCCUACCUUUUUGUGCUAUUGGAGGUUGUGAUUCUGGUGAUAGAGAAACUGGAAAAAAAAAUCCAUACAACCCCGUGCCAACUUCGGUUACCUGCUUUGGACUUGAUCAUCUCACUGGACUUUACCAAAAAGGUGAAGCCUUGUGUAUAAUUAAAGAAAUGACUCUCGGUUGUCUAUUUUAUAAGAGUCCCUCCUUCACAGAAGCUGGAGAGAGCUAUAGAAAAGCUCUGUGUUUUUAACCUCUUCCUUUCUUUCACCCUCUCUUAGAAAUAGCGGAACAAUAAGCCCUUCUUUUCCUUUUUGCCUGUUUUCGUUAAUGAUGAAAACACUAAGAUGGAGGUCUCUAGGAAUUAUUGUACAACUACACGUGUUGACUAUAGCAUCCUUCUGGAAAUCAGCCUCCCUAUUUACUAUAUAAGCUUAUUUAGGGGGUUUGCUCAACGGAUCUUAUUCUUAAACAUGCCACAUUUAACACUGCUUGAUGAGUCCUUAGUGUCAGCUUUCAGAAAUAUAUCUGUGUGUGUGUGUGUGUGUGUGUGUGUGUGUGUGUUACUACCUUGUGGAAAGGUAUGAAGCCACCUCUUUUGGAGCAGUUGGGCAAAGGGAUAUGAAAGAGAUGGAAAGGGGGGUGGCAUUUUUAAGGACUUUAGUUCGAGUUUCUGUGCCAAUGAUAGGAAGGUUUUCUAGCUGGGAGGUUUCCAUGUUUCCGUCUUUUCUAGUCUCUUAGAGGGAUUUGCCCAGUGAGCCACCAUGAGUAUUAGGUUAGAAUCUCUGUAACAAAGACUAUCCUUUACCCAGGCAGUAUAUGGCAUUAAUUAAUUGGUUUUUUUCUCUCCUGGGAGUUUACUUACACUGGUGCUUCAUGUUGUCCUAGAAAAGGGAAUCCCAGGGAUUGUAUUUAAACCACCAGGGCUCUUCAUCCCUGCCCUCCUUUCUUCCUCUUUAAAUACUGUCAUUUUGAUGAGCUCUUGAAUAUAUACCCUUUUAAGUGAAAGAAUAUUCCCUUGUAAAAGGAGAGUGAAGCCGGGUGUCAGGAACAUCCCGUCCCCAGGAAGAAUUCUGGGUGAAACUUCAGUCAGGGAGGACCAAUGACAGUUUGAAUUGCUAAGAGGUUUACCUUUAGCUUAUAGGUCAUCUCCUGAUUCUAGCCUGCUUGUAGCAUUGAGUGUAUUUUCCUUCACUUGUCAUGUAAUCAAUACCGUGUCGGCAACUUUGAACUCAGUGCUGUGUUCUGGGUGCAAUUAGGAUUUCCUCAGGACCUUCCACAACCUGAGACCCAGGGGAGUAAUCCACAUAAACCAUGGGAAAUAGAAUGGUUCAGUUUGAAGUCUGCAUCUUUCGGCUCUUCCAGACCCUACCCCUCGCCCCCAAGUAUUUUAGGGCUGUUUAAUGAGAACCACAGAGGCAGUCAUUUUGGAAGAUGGGAAUAGUAUUUUGCUUUUAACCAAAGAGUCCCCCUUUUAAGAAAAUUUUUAAAAAAGUCAUUUUGAGAAGUAACUUAACAGAAAGAAAAUAAAGCGAAGUAAAAAUUCAAAUGUAGAAGUUGGAUCGUAUUUAUAUGAGCAAGGUUUAAUGAAAGUAACUCAUUGAGGUGAUCCUUUCUGGUGAAGGAGCCUGGGAAAUUCUUUCAGGUGAAGCUUGUGGCAGAUUUAUAAUAUAUGUCUUUAAAGGAUAUUUAUAAGAAAUUUAAGAGGAUGCUUUUUUCCCUUCAAUAAAGAUUGAAAUUUAACUUUAUUUACAAAAAUGGCUGCAAAAAAUUUUUGCAAUUUUUUAACUUAGAUGAUGUUUUACAAGAAAUAUUUUUAAAAUGUUUUUACUUUCCUGAAACAAAGACUUUUUUUAAAUGUAGCUUUUGGAAUGUUUUUACUUAGCUGUAGUCAAAUAAUGUGGGCAUGUUUGCUAGAUUAGAGGUUAAAGAAUAAUUUGUAUGGUAAAUGUACCACCGUUUUGAAGUUUGUACCAGCCUCCAUUUGGGUGAGGAUUUUAGCUUCUUAAUGAUAAUGUAUAUGUUGGUUUCUUUUUUCUUUUUUAGCAAAAAACCCUUCCCUGUUUUCUAUAAAGUGUCUAAAACAGUCUCUUAUGUAUAAUACUUAGAAAUUGCAAAAUACAGAAUUGAAUAAAGUUUAAAAUAUAAAAA